AAAGUUUUGCUCGUAGAGAGCUACGUCUCCUUGCAACCUGGUUCGGUAAAGACCGGAAUCACUCGGGUCAGAUUCGACCUCUCGCGGAAGUCUGGGGUCGACGGAAGGGUUCGGCCAUAGUCGGGCGACUCGGGUCGGCCGGGCAGUUCCGUCACAUUCGGGCGACUCGGGCCGGCGGGACGGUUCGGCCUCACUCGGGCGACUCGGGCCGGCGGGACGGUUCGGCCACAUUCGGGCGACUCGGGCCGGCGGGACGGUUCGGCCUCACUCGGCGAAGCGAACUGGCGGGACGGUUCGGCCUCACUCGGGCUGACGGGAGGGUUCGGCAGUCGCCGGUCGCCGCUCGGCGAAAGGGCGAUGGAGGCGAAGAGAAUCGGCAUGGAGUCGCCUGAAGUGACGGCCGUUUCGGUGAUGGGAGAAGAACAGAUCGACAUCGCCGAGCAGCUGCCGAGUACGGACGAGGGCGGUUUCGCAGAAGUGACGACAGUGACUGUGGGCAAUAUGCCUGGUCCUGCGGACAAUGUUUUUACAACAUCUGUUGCGAAUGCCUCCAUAUCAGAGCAUGUGCUGUCAGGAAGAACCACACUUCAGAUUGGAGAAGGACUUCCCACCGACAAAGCAACCCUAAUAGUUGUUCACACGGAUGGAAGCAUUGUGGAAACAACUGGAUUGAAAACACCUAAUGCACCUAUAACUCCAGGUCCACAGAUAGCUUCAACUCCUCUGACAUCAGGCCCGGACAAAGAAGGAACAAAAUAUAAUUGGGACCCUUCUGUGUAUGAGAAUGAGCUUCCAGUCAGAUGCCGAAACACCAGUGGAAUUUUGUUCAAAAACAAACUAGGUUCAGGAGGACGGGGGCGUUGUAUUAAACAUGGAGAGAAUUGGUUCACUCCCACGGAGUUUGAAGGAAUGGCUGGACGAGCCAGUAGCAAAGAUUGGAAAAGGAGCAUACGGUACGCUGGACGACCCCUCCAGUGUCUGAUACAAGAUGGUAUUCUAAAUCCUCAUGCAGCAUCAUGCACCUGUGCUGCUUGUUGUGAUGACAUGUCUUUGACCGGUCCAGUCAGGCUCUUUGUCCCUUACAAGAGACGCAAAAAAGAAAAUGAACAAAGUACAACUCCGGUCAAGAAGGAAUCUCCCAAGAACAUCACUUUACUGCCAGCAACAACUGGAACAACCUUUACAAUGACACCCGCUGGGCAAAUCACUCCUUCUGGAACUCUGGCAUUUGAACGAACAUCUGCAGCAGAUGCCACUGCUAUUAUUUCAGACAGUGCCACACAGGGAGAUGUCUUCACUAAUCCAGCAGAAGAUGGCAUUCACCAGACACAGCCCUGCCGAGACUGGUGGUGGGAUACAGCAAAUAAAACCCCUUACCCGCUACAAGCGCAUGAGGCUCACCGGCAGGGAGGACGUACAGGCCUGGGGGUUCCUGAAGUCUGUGGAGACAAUGGUGCUCAAGGGAGACCACAAACCCAGGUGGAAAGCAAUACAACAGGACCCUCACGCUCACCUCCGCAGUCUGUGUCACCAACAUCACUAGGAGCAGCUGCCAGCCCUGACACGCAUAUGUCAAAGGGUAUUAGUGAGUUUGAGGAGGGAACACAAGUGUUAACUUCGCUCCCUGCCCUUGCAGUGCCAACUCCCUCUACCCCAACUAAAACCAUCUCAUCCACGGCCUUGAAUGGAUUGGAGGUAGCUGAGCAGCGCAGCUGGCUGUACCUAGAAGAGAUGGUCACCUCAUUGAUGGCCACAGCUCAGCAGCUGAAGACACUGAUUGAGCAAGCAAAGCAAGCCAGCAUUGCUUCAAAAGAUGGCGCAAUUGCACAAGCUAAACUGCAGGCAGACCGUGAAAGGAAAGGGAAUCUAAACCAGUACCAGAGCCAGGUGCCAUUUCAUUCAGCUGAGGAUGUGGAUGGUAAAACUGAGAUCAUCAUUAAGCAAACCUGUGUGAACUGUGGGCGGGAGGCUAUGAAUGAAUGCACUGGAUGUCACAAGGUACACUACUGUUCAACAUUUUGUCAGCGAAAGGACUGGAAGGACCAUCAGCACGUGUGUGGGCAACCAACAACACUCACUGUACAGGCAGAGGAGGUGCAGGUGACAGAGGUCGAUGUAGAGAAAGUCAAAGUUUGAGUGUCCUAUACAGUAUAAGAACUCAGCAUGUCAACUCAAGUGACUGAGGUAAUGGCAACAAAUAUCUAGGUUGCAAGGACAUAGUGUUCUUACCCUGAAGGCCAGACUUUUUAUUGUUUGGAUACAUUGUAUUCUAAGGGAAUGCUGAUACCUGCACAUGAGGUAGUGACAAGUACCUAGGGAGGCAGAUUCGGGGUUACUUCAAUAUCUCACAGACUGACUUUUCAUUAGACUGCAGAAAAUGCCCUGUGGAAAUUUUGCAAAAUGUGCAACAGUCAGAUCCUUGACUUGUAACUCAACCAUUGCUGCCUCUCCUUGAUUUGCUUCUUCUGUUUGGCCUUACGCAGAGUCUGAGUUACUGGUCAUUGUACCUACUCUCACCUGCAACCUGCUGCACUCACUCAUGCUUUCAGAAACCCUCUCUAAAUGCAGUCGUGCCCUCCCACACACCAUCAUCUGGUUGAAGUGAAGUAGCCAGAAGAAGAAAGAGAGUAACCUUAUUUAAAUGAAGGCUGAUUUGGGGAUGGGAGGGAGGAGUAGGCCUCUGGUUCCUCAUUUUUAAAAAAAAUUAAUUUCAAGGCAUCUGGUUGGCAAAUUUCACUGCUAAGGAAAUUAAAUUGCUGUCAAGGUUAUACCUGAUGAGCUCUGGUUGAUACCUUUGUCUCAGCCAUUGAGGGCUACAAUCUCCCAUUAUCACUUUCUGAUCUUUGACUUAAAGAUUGACCAAACUGUGUCCCAGUCUGAUAGUUUGCCACUGGAAAGUUUGGUGGCAGGGAAAAGGCAUGCCCUUGAUGCAUUGAUUGAUGGUGAACUUCUGGUUUUGAGGUAGCCUGAAGCAGUUUUCAGACAACUUAAAUGAAUGGAAAUCACAGGCAUGUGUAACCAGGUUGGCCAUAGUUUUGUAACAGGCCAGUUGUUAAUGAGGUUACACCAUCACUGCAAUCUUGGAUUGUAGAACUGACAGAUUGAAAAUGUUGCAGUACCGUAUUUGAGAUACAAUGUUACCUGUUUUGUUAAUAGAAUGAUUUGAAUUUUGCAGUGAGCUAUAUUAUUAAUCCAAAUGAUUGCUAAUGGCUAAGCAAAUCAAGUAAUAAAGAAACACUGUAAGUUAGUGGCACAAAAUAUAUCAUAACUAGGCAGAAAUUGUAAUCAUAUGAGGGUUCUGACAAAAUUUAAUGAAAUCAAGAGCAGUUUUCAGGGGAUGUUAAUCACUGUUGAUUAAAUGUUUGCUGUAUCUGCCAUGUUGCACUUGGAACAAUUACAAAAAUGCUUGUAUGGAUUAAUCUUGGUAGUCCAGACAUUAACUGCAUUGUCAUUUUUCUUAACUUGAAAACUGUGUUUCUGAAUUGCUCCUUGUGAGGAGCUGCAAAAUUUGCAAUGAAUGAAAUGUCUCUAAGAGAUUAAAGCAGAAUUUCUUCUUUCUGGGAGAGUCAACCUUUUUGCCAUCGGAAACGAGUGCUCGUAAAUAGAGGUGUAAGUUGC
Stegostoma tigrinum is the source of this 3618-nucleotide messenger RNA. It is a transcript of the gene deaf1, whose product is annotated as DEAF1 transcription factor. Lineage: Eukaryota; Metazoa; Chordata; Chondrichthyes; Orectolobiformes; Stegostomatidae. The record is from RefSeq and is a predicted model, not a curated record. Gene Ontology annotation, biological process: regulation of transcription by RNA polymerase II. The coding region runs from base 358 to 2136 and encodes 592 amino acids. Gene Ontology annotation, cellular component: nucleus. The transcript is spliced from 14 exons. Gene Ontology annotation, molecular function: DNA binding; DNA-binding transcription factor activity, RNA polymerase II-specific.